AUGAUGGGGGAGUUGCAGUUGCUGAAGGCAGUGGGAAAGGCAUUGAACGAUGUGCGUGAGGAUAGGAUGUGUAAGAAUGGGGAAGUGUGUGUUGUCUUCUCCUUUCUGUUUUCCUGGGCUAGCUACGACCGGUUGCAAUACCUUCCACUCUACACAUGUCUUUCUGUUGCUCUUCUUGUCAUUCUCACAAGAGCACCUCAUCAACUCACACUGACAGCUGCAGGUGCAGUUCCACCUGACUUUGCGUGUCACAUGUUCCAUAUUGGCGUCGAAAACAGUAAGGUUGUGGUUGACAUGUCCUCCCUCUUCUCAUUCGUCUACCUCACUUCCCAGUCCCUGAUUGCUAGCUUCCCUCUUCCUGAUUACGUCUUUGAGGCAACACAUCGCUGCAUAUGGUGGCUGAGAGUUGUUCGCCGCGUGGCUUUCAAUGGCGCGAAGAAGGCGGGAGAGGAAUACUGA
Molecule: messenger RNA, 459 nt
Organism: Hydatigera taeniaeformis
Lineage: Eukaryota; Metazoa; Platyhelminthes; Cestoda; Cyclophyllidea; Taeniidae
Source: the annotation of a GenBank genome assembly